AUGGAAGGAGAGACGGAGAGAGGACACCAAUCAUGGCGAAUCCGAGUUACUGCGAAAGCCAAACAUUUCAAUUUCAGAUUCCGAUUCAAAGCUGCCACUCACUCUUCCACACACACCCUCUCCUUCUUCCGCUUUUCCAUUCUCCUCAACCUUCCUCAUUUCCUUUUCACUAUCUCUUCACGCCCUCAAAAACAACCGCGACCUAGUUUCAUCACUUCCAAAUUCAACAACUUUUUCCGCAAAUUUCGACCCCGGAUCAAACCCAACAUUGCUGUUAAGACUAAAACAUCAUCAAAUCUUUCACUUCCAAUGCGGUUGCAGCACACGGUUCGAAUUGGGAAAGAAUAUUGUGUGAGAAUCGUCAUGAUGGUUGCAUCUGUGGUGUGUUUUGUUGCUUCUCUUCUGCUGAAGAAAUUCAAGAUGGAAAAGGAACUUACAAGGUCGUGGCCCUUAGAAAGGUUCUUGAAGGACGAGGUGAAGAGAACAAACUUGAUUGGAAAGGUCAAGUACUUUUGGUGA
Messenger RNA from Vicia faba (fava bean), 519 nucleotides. The record is from the annotation of a GenBank genome assembly. NCBI's taxonomy places the organism in Eukaryota, Viridiplantae, Streptophyta, Magnoliopsida, Fabales, Fabaceae.